Molecule: messenger RNA, 1476 nt
Organism: Polyodon spathula (Mississippi paddlefish)
Lineage: Eukaryota; Metazoa; Chordata; Actinopteri; Acipenseriformes; Polyodontidae
Gene: hoxb8a
Product: homeobox B8a
Exons: 2
Coding region: 37-777 (246 amino acids)
Biological process (GO): regulation of transcription by RNA polymerase II
Cellular component (GO): nucleus
Molecular function (GO): DNA-binding transcription factor activity, RNA polymerase II-specific; RNA polymerase II transcription regulatory region sequence-specific DNA binding
Source: RefSeq, a predicted model, not a curated record
AUAUAUAUAUAUAUAUAAAACAAAAAAAAAACAAAGAUGAGUUCCUAUUUUGUCAACUCUCUCUUCUCCAAAUAUAAAAGUGGAGAUUCCUUGCGCCCUAAUUAUUACGAGUGUGGGUUCGCGCAGGAGCUCGGCGCAAGACCCACUGUAGUCUAUGGAACCAGUACCGGGACCGGUUUCCAGCACUCUGCUCAGCUCCAGGAUUUUUACCACCCCAGCGCAUCGUCUCUCUCCGCUACUCCUUACCAGCAGAACCCCUGCGCCGUGACCUGCCACGGAGAGCCGGGCAAUUUCUAUGGAUACGACGCCCUGCAAAGACAGACCCUCUUCGGCGCCCAGGAUUCCGAUUUGGUCCAGUACAGCGACUGCAAACUCGCCUCCAACAGCCUCGGAGAAGACGCUGAAGUCACCGAACAGAGCCCGUCUCCCACGCAACUCUUUCCAUGGAUGAGACCCCAAGCAGCUGCCGGACGGAGGCGAGGCAGGCAGACGUACAGCCGCUACCAAACGCUGGAACUGGAGAAGGAAUUCUUGUUCAACCCGUAUCUGACGCGCAAGCGGCGGAUUGAGGUAUCGCAUGCCCUGGGACUGACUGAAAGGCAGGUCAAAAUCUGGUUCCAGAACAGGAGAAUGAAAUGGAAGAAGGAGAACAAUAAAGACAAAUUCCCCAGUUGCAAAUCCGAGCAAGAGGAGAUCGAGAAAGAGAAACAAGAAAGGGGCGAGGGCGACGGGGCGGAAUCGGAACCCCGCGCCGAGGACAAGGCGAAACAGGAAUAGAAGGGAAUAAACAAACAAACAAAAAACUAUAUACAAAAAAAUACAACCUUUAAUACUUGUUAGUCGUGUAAAUGAUGGAUAAAAACAGUAUCAGAAAUGGAGAUGGACGACAUUCUUGAAGAGCCCCAUUUUUAGCCACUGUUGUUUGAUAUAACAGAGCUGUAUGAGACAAAAUGAAGCAUUUUUACUUUGUACUAGAUGUUAAAAUAUAUUGUAGUGAAAACAACAGCAAUUCAUAUACAUUUCUUUUUGUGUUAUUAUAAUAGAAUGUUUGUUAUUAAAAAUUGCAUCCGGCAGCUUAUUAGCGUGUAGAUUAAGUUAAAAUGUGUCCUUUUUUUUCCUUUUUUUAAAAAAACAAAAACAGCAAAAAAUGGAAUUAUUCCAACAACAUAAAACUGCCUAAUUAUGCUGUAUAAGUUAUCACUUGUUUAUAUUGUGUUAUUAUCUAUUUUUUUCUGUCUGUUUAAGUAAUGAUAUUUUGUGUUGUUUUAUUUUUCUUGUUGCUGGUAAGCAUGCGCAAAGUGCAAACACAAUGAAGGCCAUGUAAAGUGACCCUCCGUUUACUGUGAAAAGGCUGUAUACUGUACUCGUGAAUUACUUUCUAGGCACUUGGUGACAUCCUUUGUUCUUCGCUACUUUGUUCUAUUGUCUAAACCUGGAAGCGGCGGAAGAAAGAGGUAUAAUAAAGUUUAAAAGGAA